AUUAAUUAAGAGUCUUGAAUAUCAAUCAGAUGGAUACGGAAGAACAAAGUUCCAUAUUCCGUACUGCUUUUAGUCGUUCAUCUCAGCUGCUGACCGUCGUUCUCGAUCCGAGGCCAUGAAAGUCCGUUCUUCGGUGAAAAAGAUGUGCGAAUUUUGUAGGACAGUGAAGCGUAAAGGCCGAGUAUAUAUAUACUGCUCAUCUAAUCCCAAACACAAGCAACGCCAGGGCCUGUCUACAUUUGCAUGUGAAGGUCCUUCUCCUUCCUUGUUCUCAAGAACCGAGGUGAAGCAAGAGAUUCUUCCCAGUCAAGGCUCGCGAAUGGGGCUGGCUUCUCUCAUCCCCCAAAAGAAUGAGCCAACAAUGUUGCUUGGUUGGAGAAUGGGUCUGGCUUCAAUCCUGUUGAAGAAACACAAUUAGCUUAGUAAUAAACAAAAAGGAAGAAAGAAUAUUAGUCAUUGGUUUCUCUUCGACCUUUGAUUGACAAUACCAGUAUUUUCAACUAGGAUUCUGCUCCUAAAAAGAAAUAAGCACUGCUGCUCUGAGUUUUGUUCGCUAUUUGAGUUGGUUUUGAUAUUUAGAAUUGGAGGAAGAGAAGGUGUUACAUUCAAUAUCAUAAUUGUGUUUAUUGCUA
Messenger RNA from Cucumis melo (muskmelon), 632 nucleotides. RefSeq lists its product as uncharacterized. Bases 116 to 418 code for a protein of 100 amino acids. The transcript is spliced from 3 exons. Gene Ontology annotation, biological process: translation. Gene Ontology annotation, cellular component: ribosome. The record is from RefSeq and is a predicted model, not a curated record. Gene Ontology annotation, molecular function: structural constituent of ribosome. Lineage: Eukaryota; Viridiplantae; Streptophyta; Magnoliopsida; Cucurbitales; Cucurbitaceae.